Brassica oleracea var. oleracea is the source of this 1371-nucleotide messenger RNA. RefSeq lists its product as uncharacterized. The transcript has 5 exons. Lineage: Eukaryota; Viridiplantae; Streptophyta; Magnoliopsida; Brassicales; Brassicaceae. Gene Ontology annotation, molecular function: protein binding. The record is from RefSeq and is a predicted model, not a curated record. Bases 237 to 1361 code for a protein of 374 amino acids.
GAAUAAUAAAUCGGCCACCAUAGUAUACUGUUCAGUUUAAUAAUAAUAUUGGCUUGCAUGUAUGAUAAUGAUAACCUAGUUUCCCUAUAUAAUUGGGGAUUUUUUUUUGAAGUUACAUGUUUUGGAUUUUUCUACCUAAUGAAUUUUAAAACGUGCACAUGCCUAUAAAUUAAUUAGGAAUGUAAGACCUUCCAUGCAACAACAAAGACUUAAAGAAAAUCAAGGUGACAGUCACAAUGUUUCUAAACGAAAAAAGAAAUUUAAAUUUAAAUGGUGCGAUCUUUCUCUUUUCUUCUUUCUUUUGUGCGGGCUUUGCCACCAUUCAGGUAAGUCUUGUACCUACCAAGGGAACCAACAACGCAGUGCCUUGUAACCCUCAGAGUUCGAGGCUUGCAGCGAUCAAUGGUGCGGAACCUAGGCUCUCGGCCGAACAGAAAUUCAUGCGAACUCGUCCACCAAGCGCUUAUUGCGUGCGUAUCGAAUCAUGCAGCGAACUAAUGACGAGAUCUCCAAACUUGCAGUAUGAGACCCGUCCAUUCUCUGUGGGAGGAUUCAACUGGACUUUUAUUCUCCAACCGUUUGGAAACACGACUAGCGUAGGGGAUUGGAUCUCUGCAUAUGUUGCAAUAGAUCCUUCUGGGCUAGUUGGCGAGAACCGUGAGGUUUAUGCAGAUCUCAGGUUUUUGGUCUAUAGCAAGAGUAAAGAUCAAUACUGGACAUCCAUGGACACAGAGAUAAGACAUUUCCAUCAAUUCAGGACAACUUGGGGAAGUCCAAAUUUUAUUCAAACAAAACAAUUUAAAGCUAAAGAUAAAGAGUACAUUUUCGACGAUGACCAAUGUGUGUUUGGAGUAGACAUCUCGGUGUAUCCUUAUUUUAACCAAUGGGAGAUCUUGUCGAUCGAUAAGACGGUCUAUGGGCCUAACUCAUGGAAGCUUAUGAAAUUCUCGACAUUGACCAGAGACUUUUAUAUAUCUGAUGACUUCUCUGUUGGAGGAAAAAAUUGGGCACUUAAGGUGUAUCCAAAUGGUAAUGGUACGGGAGAAGGAAACUCGUUGUCUCUUUAUGUAAUUCUAAGUGAAAACCAAAUCUUGAAAACUUACGAAAAGGUUUAUGUCCGAGCCAAGCUGCGAGUUCUCGACCAAAAACAAUCAAAACAUCUCCAAAAACCAAUUCUAUCAUGGUUUGAUACACCAGGAGAAGGUUUUGGCUUCGAACAGUUCGUGUCUUUCACUGAUCUCCAAAAUCCAGCCAAGGGAUUUAUCGUUGAUGAUAGUCUGACCGUACAAGUUCAGUUCGAGGCUACCUCAUCUACCAAUUAUUAUUCUGCCAAUGCUGCUCAACUUAUGAGUAAUUUGUAAAUAUGCACCU